Molecule: messenger RNA, 2001 nt
Organism: Paramacrobiotus metropolitanus
Lineage: Eukaryota; Metazoa; Tardigrada; Eutardigrada; Parachela; Macrobiotidae
Product: T-complex protein 1 subunit delta-like
Exons: 12
Coding region: 131-1747 (538 amino acids)
Biological process (GO): protein folding
Cellular component (GO): chaperonin-containing T-complex
Molecular function (GO): ATP-dependent protein folding chaperone; ATP binding; ATP hydrolysis activity
Source: RefSeq, a predicted model, not a curated record
UUACAAUUUCCAUUUUAAAACAAGUUAUUAAAAUUAGUAACUUGGUUUUCAGAUUACUUCUGUGCCUACCAAAUAUUUAAGCUUGCGCUAUUGAAGUUCUUUUGUUGUUCAUUAAGACAAUCAUUUCGUCAUGGCCUCUGCUGCUACUAUGAAAACAGUUCCCGCUGCUGCGGGAGGAAAGCGAGCUUACAAGGACCGGCAGAAACCCACCGACAUCCGCAUGAGCAACAUUCAAGCGGCGAAAAGUGUCUCUGAUGCGAUUCGAACUAGCCUGGGUCCGCGUGGGAUGGACAAGAUGAUCCAGUCGGGCAGUAAAGGCGAAGUGACUAUUACAAACGACGGAGCAACCAUUCUCAAACAGAUGAAGGUUCUCCACCCUGCUGCCUUAAUGUUGGUAGAGCUUUCUCAAGCUCAGGACGUGGAAGCGGGAGACGGAACAACAUCCGUCGUAGUUGUGGCUGGCGCAUUUCUGGAAGCUGCGGCAAAGUUGUUGGAGAAAGGCCUUCACCCCAUGGUCAUUUCGGAGGCUUUCCAGCAUGCUGCUGAUAUUAGCGUCAACAUCUUGAAGAAUAUGGCACUGCCAGUGGAUUUGAAGGACCGCGAAUCGUUGAUUAAAAUCGCCAGAACAUCCCUGAAUUCUAAAGUGGUGUCACAGUUUUCCGACACCCUGGCUCCCAUUGCCGUCGAUGCGGUCCUGAAGAUCGUUGAUCCCGCUCAGCCAACGAUGGUUGAUCUGAAAGAUAUUAGAAUUGUCCAAACCUUGGGGGCGACAGUGGACGAAAGUGAACUUGUCGACGGUUUCAUUCUGACCCAGAAAACUCAAGGUCCACCGGACGCUCCUAAAAAGAUUGAGAAAGCAAAAAUUGGCUUGAUCCAGUUUUGUUUGUCGCCGCCGAAAACAGACAUGGAAAACCAAGUGAUAGUAUCGGAUUACACACAGAUGGAUCGCAUACUGAGGGAAGAACGCGCUUAUCUCUUGAACAUCGUCAAGCAAAUAAAGAAAGCCAACUGUAAUGUUUUACUCAUACAGAAGAGCAUUCUGCGUGACGCUAUCAGCGAUAUGGCACUCCACUAUUUGGCUAAAAUGAAAAUCAUGGUUGUGAAAGAUAUUGAGCGCGAAGACAUCGAGUUUAUUUCCAAGACGCUAGGAUUACGACCAAUCGCUAGUCUGGACCACUUUUUACCGGAGCACUUGGCAUCCGCUGAUCUGGUUGAACAAAUUGAAUCCGGCACUUCUAAGCUUAUCAAGAUAUCUGGUAUCCAAAAGCGAGGACGAACGGUUUCGGUUCUUGUUAAAGGAUCGAAUAAGCUGGUGUUGGAAGAGGCCGAACGAUCUCUCCACGAUGCCCUGUGUGUCAUUCGUUGCUUGGUUCGAGAUCGGCAUCUCAUUGUUGGUGGUGGAGCGCCGGAAAUCGAAUUAUCUCUGAAGUUAGCGGACUAUUCGCGUACACUGGUUGGCGCUCAGGCACUAUGCGUCCGGGCGUUUGGUGAGGCUCUGGAAGUGAUCCCUUCUACGUUGGCCGAAAAUGCCGGUUUGAAUCCCAUUGAAACCGUAACUGAACUGCGCAAUCGCCAUGCCAGUGGGGAUCAACAAGCUGGCAUCAACGUGAAGAAAGGCGUCGUUUCUAAUAUUUACGAGGAGAAUGUCGUGCAGCCUCUUCUGGUCAGCACCAGCUGUGUGCAGCUUGCCUCGGAAACCGUUCGCAGCAUUCUAAAAAUUGAUGAUAUUGUGAACGGGCGAGGAUAAAAAAACGAUACGAGUCUGCCGGGAAUUUGGAACGGUUUUUUACAUUUAUCUCUCUAGUGUUUGACUUUGUUAAUGUUGCCUCUACGUUCCUUUUAGAUUUUGUUGUAACGUCUACGAAUGCGGAAACGUUUGUACCGUAAUUGACAGCCUUCUAAUCUCACUGUCAGUAGCUACAGUGCUAAACAAGCAGAUUUUCGAUUAACAGUGUGCUCUGCGGCGGUUUAACGCCAUAAUAAAUCAAUGAAAAUGGCAAA